UUCCAGCAAGAAAAGAAAUCAUGUUCCUUCUCUGGCCUCUGCUGUUUCUUCAUGUUUCAGCUCAAAGUCGGACCCUGUUUGAUGACAGACAGAAUCAGCCAACAAAGGAGGGCAGCGUGAGACUUGUGGGAGCUCUGGCUUCAUCUGGUCGUGUGGAGGUCUAUCAUGACGGACAGUGGGGCUCAGUUUGUGAUGACGGAUGGGAUCUGGUUGAAGCGCAAGUGGUGUGUCGUCAGAUGGGUUUUCCUGGAGCCAUAUCAGCCAUACCAGGAGGGACUUAUGGAGAAGGUUCUGGUCCAAUCUGGCUGGAUGACAUGAAGUGUAAAGGCUCUGAGAGCUCAUUGUCUGAUUGCAGCUUCAAGGGCUGGGCUGUUACUGACUGCACACAUAAAGAGGAUGCAGGAGUCGUCUGUGAGGCUGGUAAAUACAUAACCAGCAAUCGUCAGUACUCUGUGGAUAACAGUCUGGGUUUGUCUGAUGAUCUCGGUCUUCUGUUUGACCGUGGAGACGGUUGUGAUUUCAGCAUUAAAGUACAAGACCUCAGUGAAGAGGCAGAAUUGACAUUUUGUGUGCACCGUUUGAUCCUCAUGAUUUAUCCAGAACUAAACUUAACAAACGAGUCCAGAAACCUCAGUGUGAAUGUCAGCCAGACGUGCCAUUCUCAUGUUUCAGCUUUUCUCAGGUAUUUCUACACACGUCAGAUUGAGGUUUCCAUCACAUCGGCUCAAUGUGUCCAUCAGCUUGCAUUUAUCUUUGGAGUGAAGAAGCUUAUGGAGGAUGUCGGCAGGGUCUUCACUUUACUCAUUCCCCAAGACACCACCUUCCAGACCCAGGUAUCAAUGUACGAGUACGCCGUCCGCACAGGCGACUUUGUUCUGCAGGAAAACGUCCUUCAGUAUCUCUCCUGGAACGGUGAGUUUCUCUUAAGCUCUCCAGUGUGGAGCAGCGUCUCCUUUCACAUGAUGGACGCUCUGCUGCAACGCUCAGACCUGAUUGUGAAGGAUGAAGCUUUGCUUCUUAAAGCUCUGGAGAGAUGGAUCCAAGACAAAGGUGAUGAAAUUAACUCAGAGCAACAAGUCAGCCUCCUGAAUCACAUUCGCUUCCUUUUGAUUCCAGUGGAUGAACUCUAUGAAAUACAGUUUUCCUCAAGCGCUCUCCAUCAGAAUCAUGAGAAACUGUACCUAACUGGUCUGCUCAAAGGUUUUCAGUUCAAUGCUCUGCCAUUCUCUAAGUUUAGGAAUAAAAUGGAUAACAUGAAUGAGUAUCUACCCAGAAUCUAUACUAGAGAUGAGUGGAGUGUAUUAAUCAAUGUUACUACCUUAAAGUACCCAAACCAUGGCCAAUAUAACAGAAUUAAAACCUUUUCCACUCCUGCACACACUAGUGCUCUUUACAGAGAGCAGAAGGUGCAGUGGAGAGCUCAGGUUUUUCUCAAUGCUCAGGAAUGCUCUAACAAUGGUAUUUCAUGUCGUUCUUUUCCUGUCGCAAGGUUCCUCGCUGUUGGCAAUCAGAACAGGUACGCUAACAGCAUUCGCUUCAGCAAUAGGUUGAUUCUUAGCUGUAAAAAUGAAAACAAUGUAUUUCAUGUCCAAGACUUUAAAACUGACAUGGCAGUGAUUUCAGCGAACGGCAGCAUGAGCAUGCCUAACCCCUGUCCUGAUGACUACAGUUUUAUAUUUGUAGUGCGUCCUGAGUUUAUCUGAUGGCACAGAGUUUCAUUUGGCUUCAGGUAGUUUACAGCCAUUUCAGUUUAAGCCAAUCUAUUACAUUCAAUUAAGUCUAUUUCUACAAGUCAUGUUAUUCAUUCUUGAGUAAUUUCCCACUCAUUUACCUAUUUUAGCCAUAAAAAUGGUUAAUUUUGAAAGUGCAUUUCAAAAAUAUAUAUAUUUUUCCUUUGCUCUAAAUGUUUGGAUGAUAAAGAUACAUUAUAUCAUUGCUUUUUGAAAUGUUCAAAAUACAAAACUUUUGGAAAAAGGUUUUUAAAUGUAUGACGGACAUGUCCAAUACUAAAAUUCCUUUCUUGAUUGAUUUCUCUCUGAGUGAUUUUGAACUGUUUAAUAACCUUAUCCAUAAAAAUGCUUCAUUUUGAA
Labeo rohita (rohu) is the source of this 2090-nucleotide messenger RNA. RefSeq names its product galectin-3-binding protein A. Gene Ontology annotation, cellular component: membrane. The record is from RefSeq and is a predicted model, not a curated record. Lineage: Eukaryota; Metazoa; Chordata; Actinopteri; Cypriniformes; Cyprinidae. The transcript has 5 exons. Bases 21 to 1703 code for a protein of 560 amino acids.